Mucor velutinosus is the source of this 303-nucleotide messenger RNA. RefSeq lists its product as uncharacterized. Lineage: Eukaryota; Fungi; Mucoromycota; Mucoromycetes; Mucorales; Mucoraceae. The record is from RefSeq and is a predicted model, not a curated record. The coding region runs from base 1 to 303 and encodes 100 amino acids. The transcript has a single exon.
AUGCGAGCUUGGGGACAGAAAUUGGCCAACGUUGAUUCCAUGAGGAUCGCUUCAUGUCUGGCCAAGGCUUAUGUCACGUUUGUUCGUUUAAAUGUAUUCGAGAACAUUGAGGAGAGAACCAUUAGAUACUUCAUUACCAUUCUGCCUGGCAAGAACGCUGAUUUCAUAUGGAAGCGCCGUUAUGUUGCCUUUUACAUCUGGAACCUCAAGGUAGACCCUGGCUCAGUUUGGCCACCUACCAUCUCCAAAAAUGCUGCAACAUCCAUACGGAUGAUGGGCGCCUUGAUCUAUGUUAACCUUUAG